UUUUACUUGAGCUGUUAGCCACCUUAGGUCUCUGCGAUUGCCAACAACAAUUCCAUUAAAACGACGAUUCACAAAUCCGAAGACGCCAAUCCCUUGAGCGAAAAGAAAAAAGAAGCAAGGCACAUAGAGCGAAUCCAUGAGAAAAUGCUUGCAGCAGCAACAAAAUCAAGAGUUAUAGCCAUUAUUCACCACGUGCGCACGUUAGCUUUAGCCGCCAGUUCUUUCGCUUUCAGAUCGCCAUGUCCAGAUUUUUGAUGUUUGGAAAUAUAAAGAGAGUUGCAAGGUCGAUCAUUUUGAGCCAGAAAAAUAGCCAAUCUGAAUUGAGGAAGUAUGGGGCGGUAGUUACAGUUGGCUUACAUUUACCCCAUUACAGAUUCUAUGCACAUCAUAGAUUUCCUAGUAGAGGGCAUUCGUCUAUUGGAUUCUGUGGUGUCAAGGAUGAUGUAUGCCGGAAUUGUUUUUCUAGGAAGUACUCUAUUGUGUCGGCAAGUAAUGCAGUAACACAUCAUGCCCAACUUGCUUGGAAAAGGGUUUUCAGAAAAGGUUCUGCCAGUGACCAUACUUUCCCCCACAUAAGCAAGAUUGCUCAAGCAAUCAGCUUGGCUUUGACACGAUCACACCUAGUUGUCCCUGGUGUGUUUGCAGUCACUUGUGGGCAGGUGGCAUGGGCACAGAGAACACUGGCAGAAACAGACUACUACCCAUUACCAAAUUCUUUGUACAUGCGUGCCCAAGAUGGGCGUGCUUAUGUAUUCUCAUUGGUGCUAGCCAUUGUGGAAGGUUUUGUUUUGCUAGUGAGAGCUCUCUAUUUGGGAAUUUUGUUCUCACCUAGCUUAAUAAUGGCACCAUUUGCGGAUUCUUGUGGACCAAAAUUUAGGAAAAUGUGGCUUCAGGUUGUUCAUCGCACCCUGGAAAAAGCAGGUCCAGCAUUCAUAAAAUGGGGUCAAUGGGCAGCAACGCGGCCAGAUUUAUUUGCUAGAGAUUUGUGCACAAAACUUUCAGAGCUACACACCAAAGCUCCUGAACAUAGCUUUGCUUACACAAGAAAAACUAUUGAAAGAGCAUUUGGCCGGAAGCUUUCUGAGAUUUUUGAGGGUUUUGAAGAGGUGCCUGUUGCAUCUGGAAGUAUUGCUCAAGUGCAUCGAGCCUCUUUGAGGUUUCGGUACCCUGGUCAAAAACUGGCAAAGCCUACAAUAGUUGCUGUAAAAGUCAGGCAUCCUGGCGUUGGUGAAUCAAUUCGGAGAGAUUUUGAGAUAAUCAACUUAGUAGCUAAAAUGUCAAAGUUCAUUCCUACUUUGAACUGGUUGAGGUUGGAUGAGAGCGUCCAGCAGUUUGCGGUUUUCAUGAUGUCUCAAGUUGACCUUGCUAGGGAAGCUGCACAUUUGAGCCGCUUUAUUUAUAAUUUCCGAAGAUGGAAGGAUGUUUCUUUUCCAAAGCCUGUAUACCCGCUUGUGCAUCCUGCUGUUUUGGUGGAAACCUAUGAGCAAGGGGAAUGUGUCUCACACUAUGUUGACGAAAUUGAAGGACACAAUCGGAUUAAAUCUGCACUUGCUCACAUUGGGACUCAUGCACUUCUGAAAAUGCUUUUGGUGGACAACUUUAUUCAUGCAGACAUGCAUCCUGGAAAUAUCCUUGUUCGGGUGUCCGAAAAGAAGUCUUCUCGGAAAGGGCUCUUUAAAUCAAAGCCCCAUGUCAUUUUCCUUGAUGUAGGUAUGACUGCUGAACUUUCCAAGAGUGAUCGAGUAAAUUUAAUUGAGUUUUUUAAGGCUGUAGCCCUUCGAGAUGGCCGCACUGCAGCAGAGUGCACACUGAGAUUAUCAAAGCAACAAAAUUGCCCAGAUCCAAAAGCUUUUAUUGAGGAAGUGGAAGAGGCAUUCACCUUUUGGGGUACUCCAGAGGGUGAUCUAAUUCAUCCUGCUGAGUGCAUGCAAGAAUUACUUGAGAAAGUCAGGCAUCAUAAAGUCAACAUUGAUGGCAAUGUUUGCACCGUGAUGGUCACAACUUUAGUUCUUGAGGGCUGGCAGCGGAAGCUGGAUCCUGGAUACAAUGUAAUGCACACAUUACAAACACUGCUUCUCCGAGCUGACUGGGCGAAGUCUCUUUCGUACACAAUUGAUGGGCUGAUGGCACCAUGAGAAGUGGCGAAGGUUGGCAAGACAGGACAUCAGUAGACUGGUACUGAUUAUUUUAGAGUGUUUAGUUUUUUUUUUUUUUUUGGCUGGAACUCUUUUGAAUUCUUUACUGGUGAAUUGUAUCAAAAUGGAGAAGAGAGGCAUCCAUAGGUGGUUGCUUAGUUGAGCAUUUAGAGAAAUUGCUGCUAUGAGCACCACUGAAUUGCAAUUACAAAGAAAAAUUGCUAUUCUAACUGAUUUGACGGCGGCUGGUAUUAUUGCGACCUUAUCUAUUCCAACAUAAUGAGAUUCACUGGAUUCAUCCACGAACAAGCAAGCAAGGAGCUUGUCCUGUGAAUUUUAUGUUCCAGGAUUUAUACAUAUGACAUUUUGCGUGGCAGAUAAACUUGGUUGGACUUUUAAUUUGAUUGCUUCAUAUGAUAAAUGAUAAUGAAUUUUACUUAAUGGUUGCCUGGAAUGAACUGAAUUUAUUUCUCA
Molecule: messenger RNA, 2609 nt
Organism: Hevea brasiliensis (rubber tree)
Lineage: Eukaryota; Viridiplantae; Streptophyta; Magnoliopsida; Malpighiales; Euphorbiaceae
Exons: 6
Coding region: 240-2135 (631 amino acids)
Source: RefSeq, a predicted model, not a curated record